AUGGGGGGGUUGGGGGGGUUAGGAACGGGUUCGCGGCCUCCGCCGCGGAGAGGAGGGCGGCAGGAGGACGAGGGGGAGGGAGGACGGUUGUGGAACAGGAUCGUGUCGGACAGAUACCGGUUGCUGCGUCCUUGGACGACGUCCCCCCUCGACGACAGCGAGCUGUGGUGGGCCAAGCCCCGCCUGUCUGGUAGCGGGACGGCGGUGGUGGUGAAGGUCCUGGCCGACGGGAAGCGCGACGCGACGGGCUGGGAGGCGUUCAUCCGGGAGUGGGGGGUGCUCAAGUACCUCCAGGAAGAAGGCCGGGUCGGUGGUAGGGAGCCGCUGAGCGUCGGCCUGGUGUGCGCCUUCGAGACGGAGCGGAGCCUGGUCUUGUCGAUACCGGCGGGCUCAAGGACUCUCAAGGAGGUCGGCCAGCAGAUGCACAGCGAGAGGCGGAGCAAGAAGAACAGCGUUUCCGACGGCGGUGUGUUUAACGAUCAGCCUGACGGUUCAUGCUCCAAGUUGCCGCUUGUGGGUUAG
Messenger RNA from Ectocarpus siliculosus, 522 nucleotides. The record is from the annotation of a GenBank genome assembly. Lineage: Eukaryota; Phaeophyceae; Ectocarpales; Ectocarpaceae.